CUCAUCGACGGUGUGUGAGUGUGAGCGUGUGUGUGUGUACAUGUGACUGCACAACGCACACUGUCAGGCGGUGAGAAACGAGCGAGUGCCUUCCACAAAAGCAGAUGAGGUACAGAAGCAGCGCCAGCAGCAAGAGAAGCAAGCAUUUAGCCCUGUAGCGAAAAAGGAAAUCAAUAUAUAAAAUUCGUGCCUAAAGACAAAAGUAAUCCAGUGACACAACAAAGAGUUUUCAAAGGAUCUGGAGGAGCACUGCGUGGAGUGACUUAUCUCUAAGUGAAAUACUCAACACCAUCAUCACCGAAUAUCAUCAUGGAAAAGCGUAUUUUGUUGGAAAAACGAGGUCGACCGGAUGAUGAGAUCACAGAGCUCAUUCUGGACAACUGUCGGAGCACGUACAUUGAUGGGCUCACAGACAGCUUCACAGCACUCGAAACGCUCAGCCUCAUCAACGUCGGGCUGGUUUCGCUGAAAAAUUUUCCCAAGCUGUCCAACCUCCGCAAGCUGGAACUCUCGGACAACAGAAUAUCGAACGGGUUGAACCACCUUACCGGUAGCCCGAAACUUACACAUCUGAACCUGUCCGGCAACCGGAUUAAGGACUUCGAUGAGCUUCAGCCGCUGAAAGAUUUGGAGAACCUGGAAGUGCUGGAUCUGUUCAACAAUCAGGUGACACUGAUUGAAAACUAUCGUGAGAAAUUGUUUCAACUGAUUCCAUCGCUCAACUAUCUGGAUGGAUUCGACAAAGAGUAUGUGGAAGCACCAUCCGAUGAGGAAGACAUGGCUGGCGCGACCACAGAAGAGGAGGAACCGGAGGACUCAUGCGAAGAAUCGGAUGAGGAAGAAGUUUCGCUAGCCUACCUGUACAACGACAACCUGGAGGAGGAUCAGGAGGAUUGGAAGAGCGUCGAGAGUGACUACAACAACGCUGACGAAGAGUUUGACAGUGAGGAGGAAGAGGAUGAAGAAGGUGGCGGCGGCGGCGGUGGUGGUGGCGAGAAUGAGGGUGAAGAUGGUGGAGACAGCGAUGGCAAGGGGGAGGAUGAAGAAGGCGAAGAAGAGGAAGAUGGUGAGGAUGAUGCCGAUGGGUCGGAGGCUGCAGCAUCGUCGACCGCUGCAGUAGCGGCGGAAGCAGACGAAUCAAAAUCCACAGCAACAGAAGCGGCAGCCGCCACAUCGUCAACCACAGAAGAUGUUGCGAAAGAAGGUGAACCGGAAGCAAGGGGCAAGAAGAGAAAGUUCCAAGGCACGGACAGCGACGGUUAAGCGGCACGCUAAACGCUUCCAAGUCAUACACAUAACCUAAUACAAAUGUGUGGAGGUGUAACGGCAACGCGCUGGAGGCUCUUUCGCUCAACGGCGUGUCAUUCGUUGCCCUUCCACACGCAAAGCAAACGUUUAUCCCCCAACCAACAACAAUUCAUGCAAUUCGUCAUCACUCCGCUACUGUCGUUCGCGCAGUAUUGUAAUGGAUAUGUAACUACAAAGUUUUAUCUUCUUUUUUACCAUCAAAAGAAAAUGUGUAACAGCAGCUAGCUAUCAUAGAUUGAUGAAAUCCACAACAAUAUAUACAUAUAGAAGAAGAGCGAACAUUUCCCCACAAUAGACGCCAACACACACACACACACACCAUACACGCUCCGAAUACUUUUAAACCCCAAAACAAACAGUGUAAGUAAGGAAUUUUUGAACCAAAAGAUUGUAAAACACAGAAGAAGAAAAAACUUUAAAACAAAAUAGAUUCAGCAAAAGACGCACCCACACAUACGGCGCGGGGAUUGCGUUUAUGUGUUUGGACCCACAGCGCAGAAUUGUGAAGAAAAUAAAUCAAAGACGUAUGGGGUAUGACGAGAUGAAAUGAUAGGCCUCCCCCGCGUACAGCAUUUCCGGUCAGUUAAGAAAACUAAGAGUAUAUACAUACUUCAAAUGAUAAUCGAACUUUUGUUUUGAUUUAUUUUAAUAACUUUUUAACUGUGUAAGCAUAUUUUGUUGUGUUUCAGGGAAUAGAGCAAUGUGAAAGUAGUUUGCGGCAAGUGAUAUUUGUACGUUCUUUUAAAUUAACAAAAUCACUUCGAUGGGGCAGCAGAGGAGGAGAGGAUAGGUAGUAGAAGCGGCGGUAGGGAAGAAUCGGUCGGAAUGUAAGGUAAUUGUUGAGUUUCAUAAAAUUUCCUUGUGCGGUGUGCGGUUCUAUAAGCAAGCACGACCAAAAUGUGUGACACCUUUUGAAUAGUGUUGCCUAAGAUGUGGCCGUGCGCUUUCGCUCUCAUCAUUUUAUCGUCGGUGGUUAUACACCAUCACCAUUACCACCACACCACCACCACCACCACCACAACAACCACCAAGACUCUUCCGUCAAGAUUCUUCCCAAAAUGCGCAGUCAGUGGUUUCAACUUCGUACAGUUUGCGUGUUAACAAGUUUUCUAGCGUAGACGAUCCGGAUCGGAUCCGGAUCGUGUAUAGAAAGUGGUGUGUAACGAGGGGGGGAGAGAGCAGAGUAAUCGUGAAGGGGGAAAAAGGACAAGUGGUAGCAAGGAAAACAAGGCCAAGAUGAAAGAGACCAUACAAAAUAAAUGUAAUCCACGACCUGAUAUGAAACCCAAUGUAGUGUUACUUUUAAUUUGCAAUGUAUGUUUUUUGUUUGUUUAAUAUUAUGCAUAUAAGUAAUACGAGAAAGAGUGAAUGUUUGUUGAACAUACAUAAAGUUUCUUGUGUUGUGUAAGCAAAGCAGUAUAAUUAUCUCAGGCAAAAGCGUUCUUAGUUUCCCUGGAUGAAGAUAAACAUAAGCUGAAUUGUAAUUCCCACACAACAAUCAAACAACAAAUGCACACUCACACAUACCCGCACACUUGCGCAUAUUGUUACGUUUUUUGUAACGCUUCGGUUUGGUUUUAAAACAGUGUAACGCCAUGUACAAGUUCAUUGUUGCAAUGAAACUGAUUCGUUUGUGAGUGGUACUCCGCUGCAACAAACAGUAAAGCGCGAUACCAUCUUCCUCAUUGUUUAACGUCAUUCACUGCUACUAAACUUGUCGGAGAUGUACAAAAUGAAUUCUAGUUUCAGUUUCUGGGAUGGUUUUUAAUUUGGAUAUAGAUCCGGCCGGCUAGACGUAUGUUUUUCAAUAUAACUGUUGUCUUUCCUUAGCACCUAAAAUAAUGUAGCCUUUUUAAGUGGGAUUUUAAAGAAUCGCAUAGAAACAUUUAUCUUCAGUUGAGAGUGUUGAAAGUGUAAGAAGGGUGGUUUGGGGUGUAAAGGAAUGGUUUAAACGGCUGUAUUGUUUUUUUCCUUUUUAAAAGAAUGCAUUCAUUCAACUUUUCAGUUACUCUUUUAACGGUAUAACUUAUCUUUUCCAGUUUUUGUAAUUGAAUAAUAAUAGUACACAAAUGUUUAAACAAAUGGCUCUUAUUUUUGCACUGAUGCGCGCAUAUAAGAAAAUUACAAAAUGUUCAACAGCCACACUUGAAGCAGAUUCUUGUAUUAAGCAUUUGUUAAAGAUUGUAGAAAGCUGAAGAGAACGAUUCGAAUAACAAGUUGACCAAACACGUGGAAUUAUAUGCAGUAAGUGGAACCGGGAUUUGGUCUACACCUUCCCGAGCCAAAGCUCUCUCACCCUCCAAAAGGGAGGAGAAGGAGAUUUAUCAAAUCAAAACUGAACGCAAAAACAAAAUAUCGAAUUAAGGAACAGUUGAGAAAAAAGGGGGCAAGCAAUAUAUUACUACGUGCAAGUGCAAGUGUGUGUAUCAUGAGACGAAAUAAAACGUGCCCUUAAAUACAAUGGAUGAUGGACGGAACAACAUUAUAUACGGAUAUAAGGUUACAUAGGUACCUCCCCGAGGUGCCAUGCAAAAAAAAAAACGCAGAGACGAAAUAAAAUCGAAAGCAAACCAAUAAUCAUGUAAAAACAACACAAUAGCGUUUGCUGCUGCGAAGAAGGGUGAUGCGUGAAGUUGUGUGCGUGUGUGAAGCAUGAUUUAAAUGAAGAAGAUGAAGAAGAUAAAACACAAAUCCGAUCAGGGAUUGGAAUAAUAACACAACAUUACAAUCUUUCUGCCUGCUGGCUCAUUUCCAUUGGUGAAAUAAACACAGCAUAUUGUAUUUGGACCCGGUGUGUGUGAUGCGAAGGGAAAUGACAAUUCGCGGUAUGAUCGCGAAACGUGGAACAACAUUUAUAAUUGCUAAGAAAGUAAUAUUUGUUUAAAUAAAUCAUCAAAAGAAAAAUCAA
This is a messenger RNA of Anopheles coluzzii, 4216 nucleotides long. It is a transcript of the gene Mapmodulin, whose product is annotated as acidic leucine-rich nuclear phosphoprotein 32 family member A. The record is from RefSeq and is a predicted model, not a curated record. Gene Ontology annotation, molecular function: histone binding. NCBI's taxonomy places the organism in Eukaryota, Metazoa, Arthropoda, Insecta, Diptera, Culicidae. Bases 310 to 1263 code for a protein of 317 amino acids. The transcript has 6 exons. Gene Ontology annotation, cellular component: nucleus.